GAGUACUUUGUUUUGUAGCAGAAGAUCCUUGGCUUGUAAAUCAAGUUGUCUGAGAAGAGUACAUGGUGUCUGAGACAGUUCUCAACUCAAGAUAGGAAGGUGCAAAGUUCCAUCUUUGUGGCAGAGUCAAUUCAUCAAGUCAGAGUUGUGGUGAGAGAAUGGAAGUCACAGAGCAGAACAAAGCCAAGGUGGUGGUGAUUGAUUCUUUCCAAUCAUGGGAAUCCCAUGUCACCCAGGCCUCUAAUCAGAAUAGUCCUGUUGUCGUUCACUUCACUGCUUCAUGGUGCAUGCCAUCGGUGGCUAUGACUCCUGUUUUUGAGGAGCUGGCUUCAAGCUAUCCGGAUGUUCUGUUUCUCAGUGUUGAUGUUGAUGAAGUCAAGGAGGUAGCCACCAGAAUGGAUGUAAAGGCAAUGCCAACAUUUUUGUUUCUGAAGAACGGCGCCACAUUGGACAAGGUGGUCGGUGCCAAUCCAGAAGAGAUAAAGAAAAGGAUAGAUGGAUUGGCUGAGUCCAAUCGUGUCUCACUGGCUUAGUAGUUAAACAUCUGUAUGAUGUUUUGCUGUUGCAAGUUGUAAGACAUGCGCUUGUGGUCCUGCACUGCACUAUCAUCUGAGUCAAAUCUUUUUCUGAUGUUGUAUAAGUGUAAUUUCCAAGUUUCAUUAGCACAACACUUUGGUUAAUGGUUAAUACCCUUUGAUUUUUUAUCAGCCAAAAUUUUACAUUUUGUAGUUUUGGUUGUUAUGGGUUUAUGGUGCUCUUACCCUGGAAGUUGUGAAUUUAAGAGUUGUGUCCUGCUGUCUUUGUAUUGUAUUGGUUCCUUCGCUAAUGAAAUAUAUAUACGUAUAUUUUCAAAA
Cajanus cajan (pigeon pea) is the source of this 854-nucleotide messenger RNA. It is a transcript of the gene CXXS1, whose product is annotated as thioredoxin family protein CXXS1. NCBI's taxonomy places the organism in Eukaryota, Viridiplantae, Streptophyta, Magnoliopsida, Fabales, Fabaceae. The record is from RefSeq and is a predicted model, not a curated record. Gene Ontology annotation, molecular function: protein-disulfide reductase activity.